CGUGUAUAGACGAUCUUUGGUAAAGCUAGCCGGCUAACUAGUAGCUCAAAGAGACGCCAUUAGUUGGGUGAAAACCAGGCUUUCAUAUUAGGCUGAAAGGGGAACUAGCUCACAGUUCAGACACAUUUCCGCUACACCUGUUGGUAGAUAUCGAUGAAAGGGAGAUUCGCGUAUGUUGUCGAGGUGUUCUUCUCCUGAUUUGAGCUGUUUUUCUCAAGUCGGAAGCUGAUGUGAGCUGCGCAGGACUUCGUUAGCAUUAGCAGUGUUAGCUUGUUUUGGUAAAAAAAGGAGUUCUUGAGUGAAGCGAUGGCUGCCGGAGGGACGGGCGGCAGAACCUACUCGUUCAAGGUGGUGCUGUUGGGGGAAGGCUGUGUGGGGAAGACAUCGCUGGUGCUGCGAUACUGCGAGAACAAAUUCAACGACAAACACAUCACAACUCUACAGGCGUCCUUCCUCACAAAGAAGCUCAACAUCACAGGAAAGAGAGUCAACCUGGCCAUAUGGGACACAGCAGGGCAGGAGCGUUUUCAUGCGUUAGGUCCAAUCUACUACAGAGACUCCAACGGAGCCAUUCUAGUCUAUGACAUCACAGACGAAGACUCCUUUCAGAAGGUGAAGAACUGGGUGAAAGAGUUGAGGAAAAUUGGGAACGAGAUUUGUUUAUGUAUAGUAGGUAAUAAAAUAGAUCUGGACAAAGACAGACACGUUUCAGUGGAAGAGGCCGAGAGUUACGCAGAGUCGGUGGGAGCCAAACACUACCACACGUCAGCCAAGCUAAAUAAAGGCAUCGAGGAGCUCUUCCUGGAUCUCUGUAAAAGGAUGAUGGAAACGGCUCAGGCAGACGCCAGGUUGAAGGGCAACGGAGCCAGCCAAUCAGCAUCGAGUAGGCGGGGCGUACAGAUCGUCGACGAUGAACCACAAGCCACGCCGGCGGGUGGAUGCUGCUCUUCUGGCUAACACACACACAUUUUUACACACACACACACACUCUCUCUCUGUCAUACAUGCUUGCAGACAUAUUGUCACGGUGUCGGCUCUAAAAUCUUCAAAUUAAUCUGUUCACUCAGUACCGCCUCUGCUGCUAAGGAGCAUGGGAAAUAUAUUUAAAAUGGGUUUUUAUCAUUGUUCCCUUCAAAGUAAAAGUAAUUUAUGAUUAAAAAGAAAGUGUGUUUUCAGAGAUUAAAAUUGACUAAAAUCAUGUUUUCAGCACUUUGAUUCUUGUAACUUCUGUCCGAGACGAUGAACACAGAAGCUCUCCGAUCCUUAGCUGUUCCUGUUUUUUAAAUUAAAGGAGAACUCUGACGGCUCCAGAGUUUUUCUUUUCUUCUUUGUUUCAUGCAUCCAAACAUACGAACACAAACUGUAUAAACGUCUUCAUUAAUCAUCGUAUUUAUCUGAGAAUAAAAACAAGCUUCUCGUCCUCAUAGAGGAGCAGCAGGCCGACAGCGCCACCUGCUGGAGGGAAAGCCACACUGCAGGAAACAUUAACAACACUUCAACAACUCGACUAAAACCGAAUAUUAAAACAUUUCAGAGAAGCUGCAGCUGCUUCCUGUUUCACUUCUUCUCCUCGUUAUUUCAGAAAAUGAAGCAAAAAAACAAAAAAUCUUAGAAAAAGAAAGUUCACUUCGGUAACAUUUAAAAAAAUUAAUCAAUCAACAACUUUUAAAAAAUCAUUCGGGUUAAACUUAUUUCUCCUCUUUUAUUUAAAACACUAAAUUAUAAAACUGGAGGCUCGUUAUUAACGUAAGAUUUACUUAAUUUAAAAAUGAAGAUUUGUUGGGAACUAAAUUAAAAAAUUUUUUUUUUUUUAGUUUAAUUAACAGCUGGAGGGUGUCUUAUUUUGAAAAUCUGAGAAAAUGGUGACAGUUUGACCACUUACAUUAUUUCCUCUGAAAGUUAAAUAACUUCAUGAUGUUAGAGAAUCAGAAACGGGUAAAUGUUUAAAAUUUCAUUUAUCAAGCGUCUUAUUUUGUAAUUUUCUGUCAUCGACUGAUUUUUGGUUUCAAAAUAAAACUAAAGCCCGAAGAGGAAGUGCGUCUUAAUUUAACUCCCCGUGAAAAUGUAAUUUGUCGUUUUCCCCCCAAGAUCUCGACGCAUUGAUGUCGUUAUCUCGAGAUAAAAACAUGAAUCCGUCCGGAUCUCGAGGAGACGACCUGAAAGAACUCGUCCUCUCAUAAAACAGUCAAAGGAAGUUUGUCCGCAUCGGGCUUCCGUACAAAUUCACCCGUUUGUUAAUUUAAUGAAAUCCUCUUUUUUUUAUUCCUAAAAUAAAAAAGUCUGUUUACUGAAUCAGAUCAAAUAUCUGUAAAGACGUGAAUCCAAUCAGGUCGUUUAAAGAUUUAUUGAUUAAACGUGUCGUAAACAGCCGUGACGUUCGUUCAUGUUACAAAACGACUCGACUUGUUCAGGCUUUGAGUCGAUUAACUCGUUAUCAUUUGAUUUAUUCGCUGAUUGUUUUGGGUUUAAACGUCAUGACGGCGUCGGUGUGCAGCUUCUCCUUCAUCCUCUCUCCACACACACACGCACACACACACAGACACACGCACACACACACACACACAGAGGAAUAACACCAUGCAUGUUGAUUUCUGUAAGAGGCUCUUUUUUGUUUGUUUCUCUUUUAAAAUAAUAAAAAGUUGAAAGCGAUUAUUUAAUAAGUUAUAUUCGUGUGGCCGUGAAACCUGACAUGCUUCAUUACUCGCUCUGCUCACUUUAAAAAAAAACAAACACACACGGAACAGUUUCUCUGCCACCUUCAUGAGAAACGUCGACGCCGUUUGUGUUCUGAUGGAAAAACGAGGACGGAUGAGAAAAAAGAAAAAUCUGCACUUUUUUUGGAGAUGUAAUUUUUGAAACUUCUCGUGUCAAAGUGUUUUUGUAAACAUAUAAAAGAAUAAUUAUAACGAUUUACACAACGCA
Molecule: messenger RNA, 2922 nt
Organism: Labrus bergylta (ballan wrasse)
Lineage: Eukaryota; Metazoa; Chordata; Actinopteri; Labriformes; Labridae
Gene: rab21
Product: RAB21, member RAS oncogene family
Biological process (GO): Rab protein signal transduction
Cellular component (GO): endosome; Golgi apparatus
Molecular function (GO): GTP binding; GTPase activity
Source: RefSeq, a predicted model, not a curated record